Molecule: messenger RNA, 2070 nt
Organism: Folsomia candida
Lineage: Eukaryota; Metazoa; Arthropoda; Collembola; Entomobryomorpha; Isotomidae
Product: furin-like protease 1
Exons: 3
Coding region: 197-1942 (581 amino acids)
Biological process (GO): peptide hormone processing
Cellular component (GO): trans-Golgi network; Golgi membrane
Molecular function (GO): serine-type endopeptidase activity
Source: RefSeq, a predicted model, not a curated record
GGCACCAUGCAGUAGACCUGAAUCAUUAUUACGCGCAGUGUUAUAAUCCAUGUAGGGCGUGAUUAUCAAUCUAAAACUAGAAUUAUAAAUCCUUACGUUCAACAUUUUGACGUAUUUUUUGCGAUAUAGAAUAAUUUUACGGAACUGAUACUGAUCCACAAUAGACAUCUACAACGGCAAAACCACUUAAUUUGCAAUGUUUCGAAUUGCAAUUAUAAUUUGUGUUUUGUAUUCCGCUACAACCAGAGCGAAUGAAUUUAUUGGGAGAACGAGCCGAAAUUAUAUUGCGAGCCGAGAUUCAUGGUCGAGUACAAGACAUGACGAUUCAUUUAGAAAUGAGUACACCUUCAGUGAUCCGGAGUGGGAGAAAAUGUGGCACCUGAAUCGGGGACAAGGCCAGGACAUGAACGUUAUUGAGGCAUGGAAUGAAGGAUUUACUGGAAAGGGUGUUGUCGUCAGCAUACUGGACGACGGUUUGGAAAUCUCACACCCAGACCUUAGCAAGAACUACGACCCAUUAGCCAGUUAUGAUUAUGUGAGCAACGAUCCAGAUCCAACCCCAGAUUACAGUGAUUCUUCAAAUUAUCAAGGGACUAGAUGUGCCGGUGUGGUCGCGGCGGAAGCUAAUAACAGUAUUUGUGGAGUUGGAAUUGCAUACGAAGCAUCCAUCGGCGGUAUACGAAUGUUGAAUUCAAUGAAUUCAACCCCAUUGGAUAAAGUUGAAGCGGCCUCACUCUCCCAUAAUAAUCAACACAUCGACAUUUACUCCGCAUCCUGGGGACCUGACGAUUACGGCCGAACCGUGGAUGGACCUGGUGAGCUAGCACGGAACGCAAUCUUUCAUGGCGUAAACAAAGGGCGGGGCGGAUUAGGUUCUAUAUUCGUGUGGGCAUCUGGGACUGGCGGGCGAUGGGGCGAUAACUGCAAUUGUGAUGGAUAUGUGAAUUCAAUGUACACCAUUUCAAUUAGCACUGCCUCAGAACGGGGAACGGUUCCCUGGUAUGCGGAACAUUGUAGCCCAAGUCUCGCUACGACAUAUAGUUCUGAUUCAUGGAAGGCGAACGAUCGUAACAUUACAACAACGACAAUAGGAGAAAAAUGUACUUCUUCAUUCGACGGUACGUCUCCUGCGGCACCGAUCGCCGCAGGAAUUUUAGCCCUAACCCUGCAAGCCAAUCCUACCUUGACGUGGCGUGAUGUUCAGCAUAUAAUCGUUCGAACAUCCCGCUCUGCACCUUUAACUUCCCAAGACUGGGCUACUAACGGAGCUGGUUUGAGGUACAGUAACUUCUUUGGAUUCGGACUAAUGGAUGCUGGUGCCAUGGUCAAACUAGCUCGUAGAUGGAUCAGUGUUUCUGAACGGUUCGUAUGCCAGGUACCCGUUAUACGGAUAGAUAGUGAGGAAACUAUCGCAAGAUAUGGCACAUUGCGACGAAAAUUCAAAUUGGAGGGGUUAAAUUGCCCAAAUGUGGGGCAUCUUGAGCACGUCCAAUUGAUAGUAAGUACAAGGUCUAAUCAACGCGGGAAUCUUGGGAUGGUCAUAAUUUCGCCAUCCGGCACAAUAUCUACCGUAUUAACACCCCGCCCGCGAGACAUAUUUGGUAAAAGUUUUAUUAACUGGCCCUUCAUGACGGUUCAUUUUUGGGGUGAAAACCCAAUUGGGACAUGGACACUGGAAUUUCAAAAUAACGGCACGUUCAAUCAGAUUUUAUCCAACGUGACGUUUUUGGGGUAUGGAACACUUUCAAAUCCAAAUCAAGGCGAUUCAAACUUUCCUAGUGGAUUAUCCAAUAGGGAUGAAAUUCAGGAUGAAAAAUGGCCAUUCUACAUUUCAUUUUGGACGAUUUUGGAAUUUUCGAUAAUUGUGUUUAUUAUUUGGCAAGUUGUUAAGUGGAUUGGGGCACGAAGAAACGAGAAUAAAUUCACAAAGGUGCAGAUGUAAAAAAAAAAAGUAUAAUCAACGCGAGCCGUAAAUCAAUAAUAUGUAUUGUUUUUAUUGAAUAUCCAUAUUUCUAAAUAUGUAUCUUAAUAAAAUGAUACCAAGCAUCGUAUCAAGCAUCAUAACUAUUA